AUGGCUUCACCCAAUCCUGAUCUACUUCAACCACCUCGAAGAAUUCCAAAUCCAGAUCAUGUUGUACCUCUCACACCUCACACUCGACCACCUUUCUCGCAUUAUCAUUCUUCAUCAACACUACCACCUACUCCUCACACACCUUAUUCUCCUCGUGCGGCGACUUCGCAGAAUGGAGAGAGUGAUACACGAUUACGUCCAUAUCUAUCACUUUCACCUCGAAUAAUACUUACAUUCUUUUCACCAUGUUUACUUCCAAUCAUCCUUACUAUAGCUCACAUGAUUCAAAAUCGAUCUUCAACAGCUUCAUUAGCAAAUUCUCUUAAACAAUCGAUGCUUUCUGCUUGUAUAGGAUUAGCGAAAGGGGCUGCGUCAAUUCAAACUAUGCCAAGAUAUCUGGCUAUGCAAACGAAUGAUGAAGUUAUAAGAGCGACUCAAGCUAGUAUAUUAGCUAUUGGAAGUACGUUAAUGGAUGCUGUAACUAUUAUUGAAGUUGUUGUGAACUUCAUAAUUGAUACCUAUAGAAGUAUGUUACUUUGUACGAUAGAACUAGCAGUUAGAGGUACUUUGGAAAUAGUAAUUGGCGCUGUAGACGUUAUUACCGAUGCUGUGACAGAAUCUCUGAACUCGAUUCGAAAUGAGAUCCAGUCCGAUAUCUCAGCAGCAAACAGACUUAUUCAGUCCGCUGUCAGUGGAAUCAACUCUGUCACUUCUCUUGUCAACGUCAAUCUAUCAGUACCUGAAUUCACCAUUCCUUCUCUCGACUUCCUUGCUAAUGUCACUAUCCCCACUACAUUCGAAGACAGUUUGAUCAAGCUGAAUACUUCACUGCCUACACUCGGUGAAUUAAAACAGAAGAUGAACGCGAUUAUCGAUGUUCCCUUUGAAGCUCUCAUAAAGGAAAUCAACGAAACCCGAAUUGAGAUUGCGUCAAGUUUCAAUUCAUCUUUGUUACCUGUACCAUCUCUAUCAUCAUUAUCAGCUAACAAAGCAAACGAUCUUCAAACUGAUUUGUGCACAAAUCUCGAUACUUCUUUAAUAGAUGAUACAGCAAAAGCCCUUCACAGAUUAUCCAACAUAGCCAUCGGGUUGAUGUUCUUACUACUGUUCUGUAUAUGGGCAGCAUUGGUCAUUUGGGAAUGGAGGAAAUGGGGAGUAAUGAAAAAUACCGUUGAAGCUGUCGAGGAUGAAUGGAGAAGAGAAAAUAAUGUAGACGCUUGGAGGAUGGUAGCUAUAGUGGAAAACCCAAUGCUGGAAAAGUACUCCAGUAAUAUAUUGGAAAGGAUGGCUCCUUCCAAUAGAAUGAGAAGGAAUUUGAGAUGGUUCCUAUCUUAUCUAGCUCAUCCGACAUGCCUCGCUCUUCUCUUCGUGUCCAUCCUUGGAUUCCUUUGUAUCCAAUUUCAAUUAGUAGCUCUUGAUGCUCUUAAAGCCCAUGCCAGAGAAAAUGCAAACUCGACAGUUGCGGCUUCUACGAAUUCUCUUACGACUAAAUUGAACGCAGCUGCUAUGCAGUCAAGUCAAGAAUAUGCCGAUCAGUAUAAUGCCGCUAUUGCAGCAUAUCAAAGAAGGAUCGAUGACGAAUUAUUCGGCGCGUGGUUGAACACCACUGCGAUAACUUUGAACAGUACCCUAGUCGAAUUCUACGAUGGUGUCGAACAAGUUCUCAAUGCCACAUUUGGCGGUACGAUCCUUUUCAACCCAAUCAACAAUUUCAUGUAUUGUAUCUUGGGAUCCAAGAUUGAUAAUCUCGAAAAAGGAUUAACAUGGAUAUCUGAACAUGCUCAUAUUGACUUACCCACAUUACCGUCCGAUAUAUUAAUGUUGUCACCUGAAUCAAUGAACGAGAUCGCUACUCCAAUCGCUUCAGCAGCCGUUGGAUCAAACGCAACUCCUGAUGGAGAUGAUCAAGGUGUAGUUGGGAGUCUGAUUACGCAUUUCGAAAAUGCUUUAAAAGCAGAAAGGACAUUCUAUGGUAUAAUGUUAGCGAUGUGGGUAUUAUUAUUCCUCAUCGGAAUUAUCAUAGUCAUAUGGAAUUCUGGAGGAAGAGAUAGAUAUUAUACAUUGAGAGGAAGAUCAGUACCUUCCUCUUCGAACAACAAUCAAUCAUUCACUGGAGUAGCAAAAUGGAUACCUUGGUCAAGAAACAAUAAUGAUGUACAUCCUAUAUAUGAUACAUAUUCCGAAAAACAAUUUAGAGGUACCACCCCUACAGAUCCUAACUUACCUCGUAUAAUCGAACCGACCCGCACCCACACACAGAAUAAAGGAGAAGGAGAAAAGAGUUUCUUCGAAUAUCCAAAUUCAAAUUCAGAUAGUAGAAGACCAUUCGUAUCUAGGAAAGGUACAUUUGGAUCUACGUUAUCGUCAUUAGUUGCUCCAGGUCAAGCAUUCCUGAAACUUGCAGGAAGGAAAGUAUCUUCCUCAAACACCAACAAUCAACGUCAAUGUGAAGAUUACGAUAAUGAUACUCACAAUGAAGUAUUGCUCGAAAGAGGAACUUCUUCGGAGAAAUACAAUUCUGGAUUCCAUCAAGAUGGACAACAACUCCAACAAGGAGAAAGAAGUGGAACACCUCAACCAUUCUGGGUGGACAGAUUCUACGGCGCAGUAGAAGGAGUCAAAUCUAUUUUUCCAACUACAGGUCAAAAGCAUGGAGCAGCUAUAGCCAGUGUAGGUCUCGUAAGAAAUGAUAGUUCGAAAACACAAGUUACAGAGAAAAGUUUCGGUGCUAGUCAAAUGCAAUUACCGACUUCACAGAGUAUCAAGCAAGAUUGGCCAAUACAUUCGGAUACAUCAUCACCACCUGCGAUAAAAGGAGCUGAAUGGACAAUGGUUGAUCCGCAAUCUAUUGGAAGAGCUUUGGACACCGAUUAUAUCGAUAAUGAUAAUGGAAGAUAUCCCAAAUCACAAAUUCAUAACUAUGAUUACAAUUAUACUGAUCAAGCUAUAUUUCCAAGGAGGAUGUCUAGGGCUCCUACCAUAAGUGAAGGAUCGACCUUGAGACCUACUACAAAUCCAUUCUCAGACAACGCAAGACCACCUCCUCUACCUUCCAAACUCAUCACAGAUCAAAAACACGAUUCGAUUGAUUGUCUACAAUCAAGUGAGGAUGACUAUGGCAAUCGUGAGGAUAGGUUCGUCUCGGUAACUUCUCCAACUUCAAGUUCAAGAAGCUAUUUCGCAGCUGAACCAAUUGUAAAAUCAGUCAGUAAAGUAAAAGUGGGUGAUUCAAGUUUCGAAGGAAGAGGUACAACUGCUUUAGCUGGAAUAUUGAACGGACUACAAGAGAAAAGGAAGAAACAGGUUAAUAUGCGAAAAGAUGUUGAUCCAUUUGGUGAUAGCAGAAGAAUUGCGUAG
This is a messenger RNA of Kwoniella shivajii, 3357 nucleotides long. RefSeq lists its product as uncharacterized. NCBI's taxonomy places the organism in Eukaryota, Fungi, Basidiomycota, Tremellomycetes, Tremellales, Cryptococcaceae. The transcript is spliced from 5 exons. Gene Ontology annotation, cellular component: mating projection tip. The record is from RefSeq and is a predicted model, not a curated record. The coding region runs from base 1 to 3357 and encodes 1118 amino acids.